This is a messenger RNA of Phragmites australis (common reed), 334 nucleotides long. RefSeq names its product probable CoA ligase CCL6. Gene Ontology annotation, molecular function: long-chain fatty acid-CoA ligase activity. Gene Ontology annotation, biological process: wax biosynthetic process; cutin biosynthetic process. NCBI's taxonomy places the organism in Eukaryota, Viridiplantae, Streptophyta, Magnoliopsida, Poales, Poaceae. The transcript is spliced from 4 exons. Gene Ontology annotation, cellular component: membrane; endoplasmic reticulum. The record is from RefSeq and is a predicted model, not a curated record. The coding region runs from base 43 to 309 and encodes 88 amino acids.
GAGUAUGUGUGGCAAACCUAUGAGGAAGUGUACCAGAAGGUCAUGAGGAUUGGAUCAGCAAUCAGAAGUUUCGGCAUUAAGCCGGGGGGUCACUGUGGCAUAUAUGGAUCCAACUGUCCAGAAUGGGUUAUGGCCAUGCAGGCUUGCAACAGUCGGGGAAUAUGUUAUGUGCCACUGUAUGACACCCUUGGACCAAAUGCAGUUGAAUUCAUCUUGGACCAUGCUGAGAUAUCCAUAGCCUUUGUCCAGGAGAGCAAAAUAAAAUCAGUAAGCCAAAACAUUGACCCUCCUUUGAAUAGUCUGAAGUAAAUGCUAUACGUGUUUCAGAUCUAAA